CAAUUUCCCUUCCACCGCUGCACGUUUCACGGCCUCCGACGAUGCAGCGGCGGUCGCUCGCGUUGCAUUCGAUCACCUACGGUGUUGCCGCUGGAUAGAUCGUUCAUUACCACGAGUGCAGUGCGAGUCGCAGAGAAGGAGCGAUUGGUGGAUGGGGGAGGGAGCUACCGGAGCAGUCACUCCCAUCCCAACAGUAGUCUGCCUGGGCAAGAGAGAGAGGGGACGGAGCCAGCCAUUCAUUCUUCUGCGGUCCCGGAGAAAACGUGGAGGAUGAAGAAGGGACACUGAGGAGGGAAAAGAAGAAGAAGAAGAAGGAGGAAAAACAAACAAGCCCCAUCGAGUCAGGAUCGAGUCCGACAGCCCGACCUGAACUGCAACAAACCUCGGGGAAGGCACAGGCAAGAUCCCUCAACUUGCUGGAUUUCAGAGGCGUCGCUUCAAAAUCGCACAGCCAGCAGUUACACGUUGUGGAGAGCGGGAAGGGACUCUUACACCAUCUGGAUUUAACUGAAGAAAGUUGUCUCUGCGUCCGCAGCGAGAUCCCACACAAGAGGUGUGUCUGAUGUGACGCCAGCAGGCUGGCUCAGGGAACACAACUUCAAUACAAUGUAGACACCAAAAACCAGACAGAAUAAGAGUCAGAACACCGAGCCGACAGCAGCAGGGUGCGUUGAAGGAGGAGGAACAGCUGUGCCGAAACAAACCCAGCAGAAGAUAAGAGGUAAAAGAAGCAGAGAGAAAAGAAGGAAGCAGCAAGCUGUGAAUCAUUGACGUGACCCUUACGUGUACAGCAGUGUCACCUACUUCUUCCUGUGAAGUGUUCACUUGCUCUCGGAUCUCCGCCGGAGAAGGAUCACCACCUCAGCUCUCAGUCUUUCGAGGGCACCUGACCCACGGUCCACCUCUUCACCUCACAGCGAAUCUGAACAGAGGGAGACUCCAGCCGCCGUCAGCAUGUGCCAUGUCAUUGUCACCUGCCGCUCCAUGCUGUGGACUCUGCUGAGUAUUGUGGCCGCGUUCGGAGAGCUCAUCGCCUUCAUGAGCACUGACUGGCUGGUGGGAUUCCCCCGCACCCCAGAUGCCGUCUUCGGCCCCCAUGGGGCCACCACAGCCGGAGAGGCCUACAGGCCCACUCUAGGCAUCUAUGGCCGCUGCAUAAAACUGCCCCACCUGCAGCGUGGGAUACUGUGCGGACCGUACGCGGUACACUUUGGGGAGAUUGCCAGCGGGUUCUGGCAGGCUACUUCUAUCUUCCUGGCAGCAGGGAUCCUGCUGCUGUGUGCCGUGGCGUUCAUCUCGGUCUUCACCAUGUGCUUCCAAAGUAUCAUGAAGAAGAGCAUCUUCAAUGUGUGCGGACUGCUGCAAGGGAUCGCAGGUCUGUUUCUGAUCCUGGGUCUGAUGUUGUAUCCUGCUGGCUGGGGUUCAGACAAGGUCCAGUUGUACUGCGGUCCCGACGCGGCCCCGUACCGGGCCGGGCUCUGCUCCAUGGGCUGGGCCUUCUACACCGCCAUGGGCGGCACCGUGCUCACCUUCAUCUGCGCCGUCUUCUCCGCGCAGGCCGAGAUCGCCACCUCCAGUGACAAGGUCCAGGAAGAGAUCGAGGAGGGCAAGAGCUUGAUCUGCCUCCUCUGAGGGCUCAGAUACUUUAGUCCUGUGGGGAAAAGAGAAGAAGAAGAAGAAGAAGAAGAGAGGCAGGCCAAUAAUCAUCAACGCCUGUUCCUCUGCCUUUUCUCAUGUGAUCGGCUUGUGAAAUGGAGGCCUCUGCAUUGUUUACCACUAAGACUGACUAUAAUUUUGUCUUAAGUUUUGUGUUUACGUGGGAGAAAUCUACAAGUGCCAAGUUUUUUUCUCAUCGUGUGUCUUUGUCUUUCUGCCACUAGAGGUGCUGUGUCUGUUAUUGUAUUCAUGUGUAACCAUGUGGGCGCCCAGACAGGCUUCGUAUGUCACCACAUGCUCUGUAAAUAGGUGUGAUUAUAUAUAUUUUGUACAUAGUUACGAUCACAGAAUGAUGGUCAUCUUGAUCCAGGCCGGGCUGAUGAAGUCACUCUUGCCUUUUAAAAAAAAAAACAAAAAAAAACAAAAAAAACCAAAAACCAAAAAAAAAAAAAACUGGUGUCUGGUGUUUUUGUCACCAGACCACAAUCAGUAGACCUGGAUCUGUUAACUGUUGGCCACGUUUGAGUAUUAACUCAACAAGGGAACCACUACACAGUCAGAAUAAACUACUCACAGAAUAUAUGGCCUUCAGCUCGGAGUGGAUGUCCUAUAAAGCUUACAGAAUGUACUGUUAUAUGAAUGAUUCAUGUGUUUGCAGACCCUUGAAAUGUAUCGGUGAAACACGGACUGCGCGAGGACGAGCGGAGGAACCUGUGCGGUGCAUUUUGUCGGUCCUCCUGUUUUGCAGGAGAAAGGCGAAAUGAAGUGAGCCUCAAUCCUAGCCUUAGCUGGGAGAUGACCUGCGAAGGGUCUCUGCCCGGUCCUCCUUCGGCAGACAUCCUGUAAUCUGUGCACAAAGACUUGGACUGAAAGAUGAGGACACAUAAAAGAAGUGUUGCUGUUACUUGUAAUGUCUGGUUUCAGGGAGUCUGUUGACUCAUAGAUAGUGUCCUAUCUGUUCUCAUUUGUUUCUGUCGAACGAAUAAAGAGAAGGGAAAAAA
Messenger RNA from Xiphias gladius (swordfish), 2657 nucleotides. RefSeq names its product LHFPL tetraspan subfamily member 2a (gene lhfpl2a). The record is from RefSeq and is a predicted model, not a curated record. Bases 955 to 1632 code for a protein of 225 amino acids. Lineage: Eukaryota; Metazoa; Chordata; Actinopteri; Istiophoriformes; Xiphiidae. Gene Ontology annotation, cellular component: membrane. The transcript has 4 exons.